Dipodomys ordii (Ord's kangaroo rat) is the source of this 8223-nucleotide messenger RNA. RefSeq names its product mechanistic target of rapamycin (serine/threonine kinase) (gene Mtor). Gene Ontology annotation, biological process: TOR signaling; negative regulation of macroautophagy; protein phosphorylation. Gene Ontology annotation, molecular function: protein binding; protein serine/threonine kinase activity; protein-containing complex binding. The transcript has 57 exons. The coding region runs from base 74 to 7411 and encodes 2445 amino acids. NCBI's taxonomy places the organism in Eukaryota, Metazoa, Chordata, Mammalia, Rodentia, Heteromyidae. Gene Ontology annotation, cellular component: nucleus; TORC2 complex; TORC1 complex. The record is from RefSeq and is a predicted model, not a curated record.
GGGGGGGCCCUGAAGCGGCGGUACCGGUGCUCGGGGAGGCAGCUGAGGCCUCGGCCGAAGCCGUUCGGGCAAGAUGCUUGGAACCGGACCUGCCGCCGCCACCGCCACCACCACUACAUCUAGCAAUGUGAGCGUUCUGCAGCAGUUUGCCAGUGGCCUGAAGAGCCGUAAUGAGGAGACCAGGGCCAAGGCGGCCAAGGAGCUCCAGCACUACGUCACCAUGGAGCUUCGAGAGAUGAGUCAAGAGGAGUCAACUCGCUUCUAUGACCAGCUGAACCAUCACAUCUUUGAAUUGGUUUCCAGCUCAGAUGCCAACGAGAGGAAAGGUGGCAUUUUAGCUAUCGCCAGCCUCAUAGGGGUAGAAGGCGGGAAUGCUACCCGAAUUGGCCGAUUUGCAAACUAUCUUCGGAACCUCCUCCCCUCCAAUGACCCGGUUGUCAUGGAAAUGGCAUCCAAGGCCAUUGGCCGCCUUGCUAUGGCAGGGGACACUUUCACUGCUGAGUAUGUGGAGUUUGAGGUGAAGCGAGCCCUGGAAUGGCUGGGUGCUGACCGAAAUGAGGGCCGGAGACAUGCAGCUGUCCUGGUUCUCCGUGAGCUGGCGAUCAGCGUCCCCACCUUCUUCUUCCAGCAAGUGCAGCCCUUCUUUGACAACAUUUUUGUGGCUGUAUGGGACCCCAAGCAGGCCAUCCGUGAGGGGGCGGUGGCCGCCCUUCGUGCCUGUCUGAUUCUCACCACCCAGCGGGAGCCGAAGGAGAUGCAGAAACCUCAGUGGUACAGGCACACAUUCGAAGAAGCAGAGAAAGGGUUUGAUGAGACCUUGGCCAAAGAGAAGGGCAUGAAUCGAGAUGAUCGCAUCCAUGGGGCCUUGCUGAUCCUCAACGAGCUGGUCCGAAUCAGCAGCAUGGAAGGAGAGCGUCUAAGAGAAGAAAUGGAAGAAAUCACGCAGCAGCAGCUUGUCCAUGACAAGUACUGCAAGGAUCUCAUGGGCUUUGGGACGAAGCCUCGGCACAUCACCCCCUUCACCAGUUUCCAGGCUGUACAACCCCAGCAGUCCAACGCCUUGGUGGGGCUGUUGGGGUACAGCUCUCACCAAGGCCUCAUGGGAUUUGGGGCUUCCCCCAGCCCUGCUAAGUCCACCCUGGUGGAGAGCCGAUGUUGCAGAGACUUGAUGGAAGAGAAAUUCGAUCAGGUGUGCCAGUGGGUGCUGAAAUGCAGGAAUAGCAAGAACUCGCUGAUCCAAAUGACAAUCCUUAAUUUGUUGCCCCGCUUGGCUGCCUUCCGACCUUCCGCCUUCACAGAUACCCAGUACCUUCAGGAUACCAUGAACCAUGUCUUGAGCUGUGUCAAGAAGGAGAAGGAACGAACAGCCGCCUUCCAGGCCCUGGGGCUGCUUUCUGUGGCUGUGAGGUCCGAGUUUAAGGUCUACUUGCCCCGUGUGCUGGAUAUCAUCCGAGCAGCCCUGCCGCCAAAGGACUUUGCCCACAAGAGGCAGAAGGCCAUGCAGGUGGAUGCCACAGUGUUCACGUGUAUCAGCAUGCUGGCAAGAGCCAUGGGGCCUGGCAUCCAGCAGGACAUCAAGGAGCUCCUGGAGCCCAUGCUGGCGGUGGGGCUGAGCCCUGCCCUCACGGCUGUGCUCUACGACCUGAGCCGCCAGAUUCCACAGCUGAAGAAGGACAUCCAGGAUGGACUCCUGAAGAUGCUCUCGCUGGUCCUCAUGCACAAACCCCUCCGCCACCCAGGCAUGCCCAAGGGCCUGGCCCACCAGCUGGCAUCCCCUGGUCUCACCACCCUCCCCGAGGCCAGUGACGUGGGCAGCAUCACCCUUGCCCUCCGGACCCUUGGGAGCUUUGAGUUUGAAGGUCACUCCCUGACCCAGUUUGUCCGACACUGUGCGGAUCACUUCCUGAACAGUGAGCACAAGGAGAUCCGAAUGGAAGCUGCCCGCACCUGCUCCCGCCUCCUUACACCCUCCAUCCACCUCAUCAGUGGCCACGCCCACGUGGUUAGCCAGACCGCCGUGCAGGUGGUGGCAGAUGUGCUCAGCAAACUGCUCGUGGUUGGGAUAACAGAUCCUGACCCUGACAUCCGCUACUGUGUCUUGGCGUCCCUGGAUGAGCGCUUUGAUGCACACCUGGCCCAGGCAGAGAGUUUGCAGGCCCUGUUUGUGGCCCUGAAUGACCAGGUGUUUGAGAUCCGGGAGCUGGCCAUCUGCACUGUGGGCCGGCUGAGUAGCAUGAACCCUGCCUUUGUCAUGCCUUUCCUGCGCAAGAUGCUUAUCCAGAUUUUGACAGAGCUGGAGCACAGUGGCAUUGGGAGAAUCAAAGAACAGAGUGCUCGAAUGCUGGGACACCUGGUGUCCAACGCCCCCCGACUCAUCCGCCCCUACAUGGAGCCUAUCCUGAAGGCUUUAAUUUUGAAACUCAAAGAUCCAGACCCUGAUCCAAACCCAGGUGUGAUCAAUAAUGUCUUGGCCACAAUUGGAGAACUAGCUCAGGUUAGUGGCUUAGAAAUGAGGAAAUGGGUGGAUGAACUCUUUAUCAUCAUCAUGGACAUGCUCCAGGACUCCUCUCUGUUGGCCAAAAGGCAGGUGGCCCUGUGGACCUUGGGGCAGUUGGUGGCCAGUACUGGCUAUGUGGUGGAACCCUACAGGAAGUACCCUACCUUGCUUGAGGUGCUACUGAAUUUUCUGAAGACAGAGCAGAACCAGGGCACACGGAGAGAGGCUAUCCGGGUGUUAGGACUCUUGGGGGCUUUGGAUCCCUACAAGCACAAAGUGAACAUCGGCAUGAUUGACCAGUCCCGAGAUGCUUCUGCUGUCAGCCUGUCAGAAUCCAAGUCCAGCCAGGAUUCCUCCUUGUUUCUGUUCCAGCAGCUGGGGAUGUUGGUGUCCUUUGUGAAGAGCCACAUCAGACCUUACAUGGACGAAAUAGUCACCCUCAUGAGAGAAUUCUGGGUCAUGAACACCUCAAUCCAGAGCACAAUCAUUCUUCUCAUUGAGCAGAUUGUGGUAGCUCUUGGGGGUGAAUUUAAGCUCUACCUGCCCCAGCUAAUCCCACACAUGUUACGAGUCUUCAUGCAUGACAACAGUCCAGGCCGCAUCGUCUCUAUCAAGUUGCUGGCAGCAAUCCAGUUGUUUGGUGCCAAUCUGGAUGACUACCUGCAUUUGUUGUUGCCUCCAAUCGUGAAGCUGUUUGAUGCCCCUGAAGUGCCACUGCCAUCCCGGAAGGCAGCAUUAGAGACAGUGGACCGCCUGACAGAGUCUUUGGACUUCACUGACUAUGCCUCUCGGAUCAUUCACCCAAUUGUUCGAACACUGGACCAGAGCCCGGAGCUGCGUUCCACGGCCAUGGACACACUGUCUUCCCUGGUCUUUCAGCUGGGGAAGAAGUACCAAAUUUUCAUCCCGAUGGUGAAUAAAGUCCUGGUGCGGCACCGAAUCAACCAUCAGCGCUAUGAUGUGCUCAUCUGCAGAAUUGUCAAGGGAUAUACCCUUGCUGAUGAAGAAGAGGACCCCUUGAUUUACCAACAUCGAAUGCUGCGGAGCGGCCAGGGGGACGCGCUGGCCAGUGGACCGGUAGAAACAGGACCCAUGAAGAAACUGCACGUUAGCACCAUCAACCUCCAAAAGGCCUGGGGAGCAGCCAGGAGGGUCUCCAAAGAUGACUGGCUGGAAUGGCUGAGACGGCUGAGCCUAGAGCUGCUGAAGGAUUCCUCAUCGCCCUCCCUGCGCUCAUGCUGGGCUCUGGCACAAGCCUACAACCCAAUGGCCAGAGAUCUCUUCAAUGCUGCGUUUGUGUCCUGCUGGUCUGAACUGAAUGAAGACCAGCAGGAUGAGCUCAUCAGAAGUAUUGAGCUGGCCCUUACCUCUCAAGACAUUGCUGAAGUCACACAAACUCUCCUAAAUUUGGCUGAAUUCAUGGAACACAGCGACAAGGGCCCCCUGCCACUGAGAGACGACAAUGGCAUUGUUCUGCUGGGCGAGAGAGCUGCCAAGUGCCGCGCAUAUGCCAAAGCCCUGCACUACAAAGAACUGGAGUUCCAGAAAGGUCCCACGCCUGCCAUCCUUGAGUCCCUCAUCAGCAUUAAUAAUAAGCUGCAGCAGCCCGAGGCAGCAGCCGGGGUGUUAGACUAUGCCAUGAAACACUUUGGAGAGCUGGAGAUCCAGGCUACCUGGUAUGAGAAACUGCAUGAGUGGGAGGACGCACUCGUGGCCUAUGAUAAGAAGAUGGACACCAACAAGGAUGACCCGGAGCUGAUGCUGGGCCGUAUGCGCUGCCUUGAGGCCUUGGGGGAAUGGGGGCAGCUCCACCAGCAGUGCUGUGAAAAGUGGACGCUGGUAAAUGAUGAGACUCAAGCCAAGAUGGCCCGGAUGGCUGCUGCGGCCGCGUGGGGCUUAGGUCAGUGGGACAGCAUGGAAGAGUACACCUGCAUGAUCCCUCGGGACACCCAUGACGGGGCGUUUUAUCGAGCUGUGCUGGCGUUACAUCAGGACCUCUUCUCCUUGGCACAACAGUGCAUUGACAAGGCCAGGGACCUUCUGGAUGCUGAAUUAACAGCAAUGGCAGGAGAGAGCUACAGCCGGGCAUAUGGGGCCAUGGUUUCUUGCCACAUGCUGUCCGAACUGGAGGAGGUGAUCCAGUACAAACUUGUCCCCGAGCGGCGAGAGAUCAUCCGCCAGAUUUGGUGGGAGAGACUUCAGGGCUGCCAACGUAUUGUGGAGGACUGGCAGAAAAUCCUCAUGGUUCGGUCCCUUGUGGUCAACCCUCAUGAGGACAUGAGAACCUGGCUCAAAUAUGCAAGCCUGUGUGGCAAAAGUGGCAGGCUGGCUCUUGCUCAUAAAACUUUAGUAUUACUUCUGGGAGUCGAUCCAUCUCGGCAGCUUGACCAUCCUCUGCCCACAGUUCACCCCCAGGUGACCUAUGCCUACAUGAAAAAUAUGUGGAAGAGUGCUCGGAAGAUCGAUGCCUUCCAGCACAUGCAGCACUUUGUGCAGACCAUGCAGCAGCAGGCCCAGCACGCCAUCGCCACCGAGGACCAGCAGCACAAGCAGGAGCUGCACAAGCUCAUGGCCCGGUGUUUCCUGAAACUUGGGGAGUGGCAGCUGAACCUCCAGGGCAUCAAUGAGAGCACCAUCCCCAAAGUGCUGCAGUACUACAGCGCUGCCACCGAGCACGACCGCAGCUGGUACAAGGCCUGGCAUGCGUGGGCAGUGAUGAACUUCGAGGCUGUGCUACACUACAAGCAUCAGAACCAAGCCCGCGAUGAGAAGAAGAAGCUGCGUCAUGCCAGUGGGGCGAACAUCACCAAUGCCACCACUGCCGCCACCACCGCUGCCACCGCCGCUGCCGCCGCCAGCACAGAGGGCAGCAACAGUGAGAGCGAGGCGGAAAGCGCAGAGAACAGCCCCACACCCUCCCCGCUGCAGAAGAAGGUCACAGAGGACCUGUCCAAAACCUUGUUGAUGUACACCGUUCCUGCCGUCCAGGGCUUCUUCCGCUCUAUCUCCUUGUCCCGAGGCAACAACCUCCAGGAUACGCUCAGAGUCCUCACCUUGUGGUUUGAUUAUGGUCACUGGCCAGAUGUCAAUGAAGCUCUAGUGGAAGGGGUGAAAGCCAUCCAGAUUGAUACUUGGUUGCAGGUUAUACCUCAGCUCAUUGCAAGAAUCGAUACUCCCAGACCCCUGGUGGGGCGGCUCAUCCACCAGCUUCUCACCGACAUCGGUCGCUACCACCCCCAGGCCCUCAUCUACCCCCUGACAGUGGCUUCCAAGUCCACCACGACAGCCCGUCACAAUGCAGCCAACAAGAUUCUGAAGAACAUGUGUGAGCACAGCAACACUCUGGUCCAGCAGGCCAUGAUGGUGAGUGAAGAGCUGAUCCGUGUGGCCAUCCUCUGGCAUGAAAUGUGGCACGAAGGUCUGGAAGAGGCCUCUCGUCUCUACUUUGGGGAGAGAAAUGUGAAAGGCAUGUUUGAGGUGCUGGAACCCCUGCAUGCUAUGAUGGAACGGGGCCCCCAGACUCUGAAGGAAACAUCCUUUAAUCAGGCAUAUGGUCGAGAUUUAAUGGAGGCCCAAGAGUGGUGCCGAAAGUACAUGAAGUCAGGGAACGUCAAAGACCUCACGCAAGCCUGGGACCUCUAUUACCAUGUGUUCAGACGGAUCUCCAAGCAGCUGCCCCAGCUCACAUCCCUGGAGCUGCAGUAUGUCUCCCCCAAACUUCUGAUGUGCCGGGACCUUGAAUUGGCUGUGCCAGGAACAUAUGACCCCAACCAGCCGAUUAUCCGUAUCCAGUCUAUAGCCCCGUCUUUACAAGUCAUCACAUCGAAGCAGAGGCCACGCAAGCUGACCCUCAUGGGCAGCAAUGGGCAUGAGUUCGUUUUCCUGCUGAAAGGCCAUGAAGAUCUGCGGCAGGAUGAGCGAGUGAUGCAGCUCUUCGGCCUGGUCAACACCCUGCUGGCCAACGACCCAACAUCUCUGCGGAAAAACCUCAGCAUCCAGAGAUACGCCGUCAUCCCUUUGUCCACCAACUCUGGCCUCAUUGGCUGGGUCCCACAUUGUGACACACUGCACGCCCUCAUCCGGGACUACAGGGAGAAGAAGAAGAUCCUUCUCAACAUCGAACAUCGCAUCAUGCUUCGGAUGGCUCCAGACUAUGACCAUUUGACGCUGAUGCAGAAGGUGGAGGUGUUUGAGCAUGCUGUCAACAACACAGCUGGGGAUGACCUAGCCAAGCUGCUGUGGCUGAAAAGCCCCAGCUCCGAGGUAUGGUUUGACCGAAGAACCAAUUACACCCGCUCUUUAGCAGUCAUGUCAAUGGUCGGAUAUAUUUUAGGUCUGGGAGACCGGCACCCAUCCAACCUGAUGCUGGACCGUCUGAGUGGAAAGAUCCUACACAUUGACUUUGGGGACUGCUUUGAGGUUGCUAUGACCAGAGAAAAAUUUCCAGAGAAGAUUCCAUUUAGACUAACAAGGAUGCUGACCAAUGCCAUGGAGGUUACGGGUCUGGAUGGCAACUACAGAAUCACAUGCCACACGGUGAUGGAAGUGCUUCGGGAACACAAAGACAGCGUCAUGGCUGUGCUGGAAGCCUUUGUCUAUGACCCCUUGCUGAACUGGAGACUGAUGGACAAAAUUUUGGACAGUGUGGAACUUGGGGAACCAGCCCAUAAGAAAACAGGGACCACAGUGCCAGAGUCUAUUCAUUCUUUCAUUGGAGACGGUUUGGUGAAACCCGAAGCCCUUAAUAAGAAAGCUAUUCAGAUUAUUAAUAGGGUUCGAGACAAGCUCACGGGUCGAGACUUCUCUCAUGAUGACACCUUGGAUGUUCCAACACAAGUAGAGCUGCUCAUUAAACAAGCCACAUCCCAUGAAAACCUCUGCCAGUGCUACAUUGGCUGGUGUCCCUUCUGGUAGCAGGAGCCCCAGCAUGCCACAGCGUCUCCUCUGAGGCUUUCAUACUUCGGUCUGUGCUUCCACUAAACUGAAACUGUGGUCAGAAAGUUCAACCUAAUUCAACAUUUUGAAAUGUAAAUGAAAAGAACUACUGUAUACUCCAAGUUGGUUUGAACCAACUUUCUAGCUGCUGUUGAAGAAGAUAAGGUCAGAAACACAAGGCUUGAUUAUGUUCCCAGACAGUGAAACACAAUAAUACUACAUACAUCAAGCCAUUGAUUUGGGGGGAACAGAAGAUCCAUAACUUAGAAAUACGGGUUUUGACUUAACUCAAGAGAGCUCAUUGUAAGCACUUACUGACAGACCAGCCUGGUCAUCCCUGUCAGCGGGGCACAGCAGACUCAGCACAGUCCAUCCUGGACUGUAAAGAAGAGAAGCGGCCUUCAGUGCUCCGCCCACCCUCUUACCUCAGUGUCCCUGGACAGUAGCAGCAUUUGGAGGAUGGGCCAAAAUGGGUGACAACUGACUGAGAGAUGCUGCGACUCCCUUCAGUGCAGGAUCUCCCCACCAAAAGGGGCACAGGGGCUCAUAGCACAGUGGAGCCCACUCCGGUCCUGCGCUCAGCAAGAGCUGAGCACUAUGCCCGGAGCAGGGACUCUGAGCACAAGGUCCACCCUGGAGGAGCUGAACUCGGAGGGAGAUUUACUGGAACAGGUGGGGCCCGUGAGGAAGUAACUACAUGCACAAAGUAUAGGGGCAGCAUCGUGUAGACAUCACGUUGUAUCAGAAUUGUUUUUUGUGCCAAUAAAUGACAUCAGAAUUUUAAAAACAUG